UAAAUCAGUUGUGGGAAUUCCCUCACUUAAUUUGCCCAUUAAUAUAUGCAGUGUUUAAAGAGAACAGCUGAUCAGAUGUAAACAAUAAAAAUGCUUGAAGCUGCUGUGCAACUUCUUGUCGUGGGCCUGCUGUGGGGCGUAACCAAUCCGUUCAUUCGCCUCGGCAGCCAGGGAAUCGAGUCGGUCAGGGAUACGGGCUCCAAGUGGAGCAACCUCGUCCAGGAGGCUCGCACAGUGGGCACCCGCUGGCGCUAUUGGAUACCCUUUGGACUCAACCAGUGCGGAAGCGCCCUGUACGUGUGGACACUCCAAAGUGCCAGUAUUACGGUGGCGGUGCCGGUGGCCAAUUCCCUGAGUUUUGCUUUCACAGCCAUAACCGGCUAUGCACUGGGCGAAAAGCUGCCGGGAAAGAAGAUCAUCCUGGGCACCCUGCUCAUCUGCUGCGGCAGCAUCCUGAUGAUCUACGACAAGAUCCUGCAGGAACAGGAGCAACAGCAACUAAAUAUAACAUUCCAAUGAUCUUACCCUAAA
Molecule: messenger RNA, 531 nt
Organism: Drosophila elegans
Lineage: Eukaryota; Metazoa; Arthropoda; Insecta; Diptera; Drosophilidae
Product: transmembrane protein 234 homolog
Exons: 3
Coding region: 91-519 (142 amino acids)
Source: RefSeq, a predicted model, not a curated record